AAAAAAUCAUUAAAAAGAAAAGGAAUUUUACCAAUUAACUUGAAGUCUUCAAAAUGAAGAAGGAUCUUAAAAAUUCUAAGGAUAGUAAACUAGAAAAGAACUAUAUUAAGGGUUUGUUAGAAAGUAAUGGUGGAAAGGCAAUAACUGAAUCAACCUUCCUAUGAAUGAUGGCUAUUCAUCCCUUCUCCUCCAUAUCGUUGUUUCCUUCUCUCCAUUAAAGCCCUCCCUUGCUCCUGUGCCCUCACUCGGUCGGGCUGGCUCUGGCCUUCUUCCUAAACAAAUUCCCAACUCGGCCUCCUUCCCGUCCCCGACCCCGGCCCUCUCUCCUCACGCGCGUGGCUGGCGGGUCGUCACAUUCCCCCACCGCCACUCGCCUUUUUGUUUGUUUGUUUUCUUUCUUUAGACAUAACCCUAAUGGAUAAGAAACACUUGCAAAGGAUGCCUUCAUCACUAUCUUCGUCGUCAUCGUGCCCAUCGUUCCACGAAUCGGAGGACGAGCUAAAGCACAUGCCGUUGGCACCACCAAGGUUGAAGAACAAGAAACGUUUGUCGAAGCAACUUUCAAUGUGUGAGACGCCAAGGGACCUUGCAUGGGAGAAGCGGCGAAGACAGAUGCUUCGCCCGAGGAAUGGCUCGACGGAUAGGGACGACUUGACCGAUGAGGACUGGAAUGAGCUCAAAGGCUGCAUAGAGCUAGGGUUUGCAUUCAAUGAGGAAGAUGGGCACAAGCUGUGUGGUACGUUGCCGGCCCUUGACCUUUACUUUGCCGUCAAUCGACAGCUAUCGCCAAGCCCCGUGUCGACGCCGCAGAGCAGCACCUCGACGUCGUCACUUGGCAGAAGGUCUUCAUCAUUUGAAAGCCCCAGGAGUGAGUUUGAUACAUGGAGGGUUUGUAGCCCAGGGGAAGACCCAAAGCAAGUGAAGGCAAAAUUAAGACACUGGGCUCAAGCUGUGGCAUGUUCAGUAAUGCAAUCAUUGGGAGAAAAAUAAAGGAAAAAAAUUGAGGAAAUAUAUUGUACAGAUCAGAGUAAAAAGGGAAGAAAAUAAAUUUAAAAAAAAAAAAAAUGAGGCAGAAGGGGUUUGGUUUCAAACCUUGAAUGAAUUAGGGUUUGGUUCUGCUUCUUCAAUGCUCUUUCUUGUAGUUUUAACAGCAAAAAUAUCUCUCUGGUUGGAGCUAGCUUAUUAUAUGAGGGCCAAAGGAAGAGCCAGAGGCAUUAAUGGGAACUUUGGUAUAUAAUUAAUUUAGGGAAAAAAUAUGUUUUUUUCUUCAUUCUCAUUAUUCCAUGUUCAUUGUAAUUCUAUAAAUAUAUAUACUAUAUAUGUGUGUGUUUAUCUUUGUUGUUACACGUGAAAUAUGAACACAUCAAACUAUAUAUAAAUCCAAAGUUUAAAAAUCCAUGGAUUCAAGUUUUUUAUUUAUUUAUUUUCUUUUUAAUUUUUGGGUGGAGAGAUUCGAAAUUCAAAUCUUUAUACUAUCUCAAUCUAUACUCAUCUUUGGCAGGUGUCUUUAUUUUUAAAUAUAAAGAUUGUUAUCAUAAUAAAAUGAAUUAAGUGGUACUCGAAAAUAUAACCUAAUUUAAAUAGAGGAAAUUUAUAAUGGGUGGCAUGCCUUCAACAUAUGGAAAAUUGUAGAUAUAACAAAAUUCUCAAAUUUGGAUUUUCGUUUAUUCCGUAUUUCAAUUUUACAUUUUUAACAAACCAAUGUUUAAUCCGUAUUGUUAUCUAUUUUGUAUUUUUUCAUUGAUUUGUAUACUUUUUUGCAUCUUUUGUUUGUAACAAUAUAAGUUAUUACUCACUAAUUUUUGUAUUUGCUACAUUUUUUAUUUCUUUUGUAGUUUUUUUCCUUUUUAAAUGAUGUUUCUUUCGUCUUAUGUACAAAUGUACAACAGAUAAGGAAGAUUCAACUUAAAAGCUCACUAGCACUCAAUUACAAUUUGACAAUCAUUUUUAUGAUUUUUUUAAAACACUUUAAUAAUUAGUCAUUUUCACCCAUAUAUCAAAAGUAUAUCAAGUAUAUCAACAAUGUAUCAAGUGUAUAUCAGACAUAUACUUGUAUUAUAUCGAGCUAUAAGUCUAAUUUUUUAAACUUAUUUUACCAAAUCUACAAGAGGCCCUUAAAUAAAAAGGGAAAACACUAGUUAACAAAGUAAAAAAGCAAAGGUGAAUAUGAAGCAAAAUUUUAGGCUCUGCUUGAUAACCAUUUCGUUUUUUGUUUUUUGGAAAUUAAGCCUAUAGAUAUUACUCGUACCUUCAAAUUUCUUUUUUCCUUAUCUACCUUUUACAAAUUAUUUAAAAAACCAAGCCAAAAUUUGAAA
This is a messenger RNA of Benincasa hispida (wax gourd), 2315 nucleotides long. RefSeq names its product 1-phosphatidylinositol-4,5-bisphosphate phosphodiesterase epsilon-1, putative (DUF1685). The record is from RefSeq and is a predicted model, not a curated record. NCBI's taxonomy places the organism in Eukaryota, Viridiplantae, Streptophyta, Magnoliopsida, Cucurbitales, Cucurbitaceae.